CUCCCCAGCUACUGCCGCGGUGAUAAAACUUGAGAAAGAACUAGGAGGGGCCGCUCGGCUUUUUCUGGAUCCUGUUGGCCUUUGGAAAGAACACGCUCACAGGCAGGCAGGUCCCACAGAGCCCAAAGCAACCUGGAGACCAGCAGCAGCAAGAAGCGAACUUCCUGCGCCUCUUUCCCCAGUCGCCCAUGGCUGCCCUUGGGUCCCCGGGCGCCCUUCGCGGAGCCCUCUGCGGGCGGCUGCUGCUGACCCUGGUGGUCUUCAGUUUUUCUUGUGAAGCCUGCAACAAUGCGAUUUUUAAUGUGCCUUCCAGACUAGAUGCAAAUAAAAUCGUUGGCAGAGUUAACUUGAAAGAGUGCCACAGAUCUGCAGACCUCAUCCAGUCAAGUGACUCUGACUUUAGAGUUUUAAAUGAUGGAUCAGUAUUGACAACCAACCCUGUUGUUUUGUCUGCUGAGAGAAGAGCAUUCACCAUAACACUUUCUGACACGAAGAAACAAACAAAGGAAGAGAUCACUGUGGUUCUAGAACAGCAGAAGAAGAUACUGAGGAAAAGACAUGCUAAAGAAACUGUCCUGAGACGUUCCAAGAGGAGAUGGGCACCUAUUCCUUGUUCAAUGCAAGAGAAUUCCUUAGGACCUUUCCCUAUGCUUCUUCAACAAGUCCAAUCUGAUGCAGCACAGAACUAUACUAUCUUUUACUCAAUAAGUGGACGUGGAGUUGACCAAGAACCUUUAAAUUUGUUUUUCAUAGAAAGAGAUACUGGAAAUCUGUAUUGCACCCGGCCUGUGGAUCGUGAAGAAUAUGACGUUUUUGAUUUGGUAGCCUAUGCGUCAACUGCCGACGGAUACUCAGCAGACUUGCCUCUUCCACUACCCAUCAGAGUGGAGGAUGAAAAUGACAAUCAUCCUGUUUUCACAGAAUCAGUUUAUAAUUUUGAAGUUCCAGAAAGUAGUAGACUCGGUACUACGGUGGGAGUGGUCUGUGCCACAGACAGAGAUGAGCCAGACACGAUGCACACACGCCUGAAGUAUAGCAUUUUGGAGCAGAUGCCAAGAUCACCUGGCCUCUUCUCUGUGCAUCCCAGCACGGGCGUAAUCACCACCGUCUCUCAUUCUAUGGACAGAGAGGCUGUAGAUAAGUAUGUAUUGCUAAUGAAAGUACAAGACAUGGACGGUCAAUUUUUUGGACUGAUGACUACAUCAACUUGUGUUAUAACAGUAAAAGACUCAAAUGACAAUCCACCCACUUUCAGGCAAAAUACUUAUGAAGCAUCUAUAGAUGAAAAUGCAUUUAAUAUGGAAAUCUUAAGAAUACCUAUAGAUGAUAAGGAUUUAAUCAACACUGCCAAUUGGAGAGCAAACUUUACCAUUAUCAAGGGCAAUGAAAAUGGACAUUUCAAAAUCACAACGGACAAAGAAACUAAUGAAGGUGUCCUCUGGGUUGUAAAGCCACUAAACCAUGAAGAAAAUCACCAAGUGAUCCUGGAAAUUGGAGUGAGCAACGAAGCUCCGUUUACUAGGGAUGUGCUCAGAACCAUAACCAUGAACAGAGCUUCUGUCACAGUUCAUGUGAUAGAUCAAGAUGAAGGACCAGAAUGCAGCCCGGCAGCCCAAUAUGUGCGGAUAAAAGAAAACUCAGAAGUGGGGUUAAAGAUCAAUGGCUAUAAAGCUUAUGACCCUGAAACUAGAAAUAGUAAUAGCAUAAGGUACAGAAAAUUGAAUGAUCCGAAGGGAUGGCUCACCAUUGAUGAAAUUUCAGGGUCAAUAAAAACUUCCAAAGUUCUGGACAGAGAGGCUGCAUCUCCUAGAGAUGACUUAUAUAAUAUUACAGUUUUGGCAAUAGACCAAGACGGUAGAUCAUGUACUGGAACACUUGUAGUUACCAUUGAAGAUGUGAAUGAUAAUGCACCAGAAAUCCUCCAAAAUGAUAUCAUAAUCUGCAAGCCAAAGAUGGCAUAUACUGACAUUUCAGCUGUUGAUCCUGAUGAACCUAUCCAUGGUGCUCCAUUUUCCUUCAGUUUUGCAAACCCAGCUUCAGAUAUCAAUAGAUUAUGGAUCCUCACCAAAGUUAACGAUACAGCGGCUCGACUCUCAUAUCGGAAAAACGCUGAAUUUCAAGAAUACAUCAUUCCUAUUACUGUAAAUGAUAGAGCAGGUCAAUCUGCAACAAAAAAAUUGAAAGUUAAUCUAUGUGAUUGUACGCAUCCGACUCAAUGCCGGUCAGCUUCAAGGAGUUCAGGAAUAGUCCUUGGAAAAUGGGCCAUUUUAGCAAUCCUACUGGGCCUAGCAUUACUUUCAACUGUAUUGUUAACUUUAGUAUGUGGAGUUGUCGGAGCCAAGAAAAGAAAAGGUUUUCCUGAGGAUUUAGCACAACAGAAUUUAAUUAUAUCCAACACAGAAGCACCUGGAGAUGAUAAGGUGUGUUCUGCCAAUGGAUUUACGACCAACACUGUGAACAACCUGAGCCACGGCUUUUGUGGUACAGUGGGAUCUGGAGUCAAGAAUGGAGGACAGGAUGUUAUUGAGAUGGUGAAAGGAGGACACCAGACUUCGGAAUCCUGCCAGGCGGUGGGACAUCAUCAGACCCUGGACUCCUGCAGGGGAGGACACCUAGAUGUGGACAACUGUAGAUACACUUAUUCUGAGUGGCAUAGUUUCACCCAGCCCCGUCUUGGUGAAAAAUUGCACCUAUGUAAUCAGAAUGAAGACCAGGUUCCAUCUCGAGAUUAUGUCCUGACAUACAGCUAUGAAGGGAGAGGCUCUCCAGCUGGUUCUGUUGGCUGUUGCAGUGAGAAGCAGGAAGAAGAGGGCCUUGACUUCUUAAAUAAUCUGGAACCUAAAUUUACUGCACUGGCAGAUACAUGCACAAAGAGAGAAUGUUAGAGUGCUCCAGCUAGCUUUGUUUUUGUCAGACACUCUGGACACUUCCAAAGGAAUAUGACAUUAAAUUUUAAUAUGUGUGUGCAUUUUUCUCAAUUCAAAUAGUACCAUUUAACAAAUUGUAUUUGUAUAGCAUUAAUCUUAUCUUUUCCAAGAAUUUUAGAAUAAAUUUUGCCUUUUUUGAAAUCAGUGAGUAAAGCAGCAACGAAUGGCAGAUUUCAUGCUUUAGUAUUAGAAUUGAGUUCUUCAAAAGACUUGUUCUCUUUUACUGAUAUUUCCCCAAUAGCUUUGUUAAAUGUUAAUUGCACAGUAGCUACACUGUUCUGGACUAGAAAUUCUUAUUUUCUCCCACAUUUAGUUUUAAGUAGAAGGCGAUAUCAAGCACUAUCCGAUUACAUUGAGCUUUUUUUUUUACUUUAUUUUUUUAUUCUUUUGAAAUAAUGGUGGCUUGACACAGGUUUCAGAUGUACAAUAUUAGAAAUCAGUAUCCAUUUAUACUAUAUUAUGUUUACUAUAUGUUGGAUUUUUAGUUUUCAAAAUGUUUGUCUCUCCUGGUCAGUCACACUUAGCACCAGUAUAUUUUUUUAAAAAAUUUUAUUUAUAAAAAGGAAACAUUGACUCAAUCAUAGGGUAAGAGGGGUACAACUUCACACAAUUCCCACCACCAGAACUCAUAUCCCAUCCCCUCCCCUGAUAGCUUUCCUAUUCUUUAACCCUUUGGGAGUAUGAACCCCCCAAGGUCAUUGUGGGGUGCAGAAGGUGGAAGGUAUGGCUUCUGUAAUUGCUUCUCCGCUGAACAUCGGCUUUGACAGGUUGAUCCAUACUCCCAGCCUGUCUCUCUCUUUCCCUAGUGGGGAAGGGCUUUGGGGAAUCAGAGCUCCAGGACACAAUGGUGGAGUUGUCUGUCCAGGGAAGUCUGUUGUUUGCUCAGAAAGAUCAUGAAGAACAGCUUUAUCUUCUCAGUUGCUCUGACAACAUCUCAAAAAAGUGCAUGGACAAAAAAAUCAAACUACAUUUUAUCUGAUUUUCAUUUAUUUAUUAUUGAAUAGAGACAGAAAUUGAGAGUAGAUGGUAGAGAAGCAAAGAGACACCUGCAGCCUUGCUUUACCCUUCAUGACACUUUCCCCUGCAAGUGGGGACCAGGGGCUUGAACCUGGGUCUUUGUGUACUGUACUGUGAGUGCUUAACUAGGUGUGCCACUGCCUUCCUCACCCCCCCCGCCCUUUUCAUUUUAUUUGAUAGGACAGAGAAAAAUUGAGAGGGAAAGGUAGGUCAAGAGAAAGACACCUGCAAGAAUUUUAAAUGCUAUAAAAUAUAAAAAAGAAUACAAGAAAAGUUUAAUUCGUGAUGCAAUUUAGAGUAUCCUCAAGCUAUUUCAGAAAUUUAGUGUUUUUUCAAAUGUGUUGAUAUUCUAGACCCCCUGGAAAGCCCUAGAAAAUAUUACGAGAACUGUAAUCUAAUAGGUAUUCUUAUGAAAAGUUGAAUAUAACAUUGUUGUAGACUCACUUCAGGUGAAAGCUUAAAAUAGUGAGUAAUAGGAAUUUUUUUUCUACUAGGAAACAAAUUGGAAUAGAUUAAUAAAGACUAAAUUAACUUAAAAUCUGUGCAUUUUUCUAAGAAAAACUGCUACCCACCUACAUAGUCCCUUCCCUCAGCUUUUUGUCUUGGAGAGAGUGCUACAUUUUCUGCUUUCUUAUUUGCCUCAGAAAUAAAGAUAUUUAGAUUCACAGGUAAUAAAGAUAAUUUUACUUUUAAGGUUUUAUUCAUAAUAUAAAAAAUUUGACAUGUACUGUUAUUCUUAUAUGUAUAAGAUAAAAUAUACUGUUUGACUAUGAAAGGAAAUGUUUUUCUAAAGCUUUUACUUGUCCAGUGAAUAUUCUUGAAUUUUUAAUAUCAAUGUACAUUUUACCUUAUCUAUGAGGAAGUAGUUAACUGUUUAAAAUACAAUAAGGAUUGUUUUGCAGUUUUUUAAACAGAACUUUAUUUUGAUAGUAAAAGAAAUUACAUUUUUAAGAAAAUAUCACAGAUCAAAAUAGGCAAAAAUUGAAUGUACAAGGUAAUCUUUGCAUAUGUAAAAUGUUAAUAAAAAUGUUAACAUGA
This is a messenger RNA of Erinaceus europaeus (western European hedgehog), 4982 nucleotides long. RefSeq names its product desmocollin-3. The record is from RefSeq and is a predicted model, not a curated record. Bases 189 to 2885 code for a protein of 898 amino acids. Gene Ontology annotation, molecular function: calcium ion binding; gamma-catenin binding. Lineage: Eukaryota; Metazoa; Chordata; Mammalia; Eulipotyphla; Erinaceidae. The transcript has 16 exons. Gene Ontology annotation, cellular component: desmosome; plasma membrane. Gene Ontology annotation, biological process: homophilic cell-cell adhesion.